AUGGACAGCGGCUCCAUCCACAAGUCGCCUCACAACGAUGUCAAGUUCGACACCAGUCCUGAACACGUGGAGCGCCAGGACUCCUUGGACGCCAAACCCUACAACGAUGCCACCAUCCGCAAUCCUCUCGCGCAUCUAGCGAAGGACCAGCUCGAACAACAGGUAUCCCAGUUCUGCGCAACAUAUGGAUUCCAGGAACGAUUGGACCUUUUCCAGAAAGCUGCUUUGGUUGCUCAACGUCCGGAGCACUUCGAGGAGAUUCCGGAGCUCUCGGAAGAGGAUAAAUAUGUUCUUCGCCGAGAAGUUACCCAUCGAUGGCAUCUUCCAUGGCGCCUGUACAUGUGCAUCGGCAUCGUCUCGCUUGGGUCGGCCAUCCAGGGAUGGGACAAUACCGGAGCGAAUGGAGCCAACCUCUCCUUUCCCGAGGAAUUCGGCAUCGCCCACAAGUCAUGGUUGAUCGGGACCAUCAAUGCGGCUCCGACAAUCUUCGGGCUUGCGAGCGCCUGGGCAGCCGACCCUAUCAACAAUCUGCUGGGUCGUCGCGGAACCAUAUUCCUGACCAAUCUUUUCGUCGUCUUCCCUGUUCUAGCGCAGGCUUUCACACAGAACUGGCAAGGUCUGAUGAUUUGUCGUCUCUUCAUGGGACUCGGAAUGGGAGUCAAGAUCUCGACGAUACCGGUGUACACUGCAGAGGUGGCGCCUGCCAUCAUUCGAGGUGGUUUGGUGACGAGCUUUCAACUCUGGGUCGCCUUGGGCAUCCUCGUCGGCUUCAGCUCGAACUUGUGCUUCAAGGAUAUCGGCAAGAACGCAUGGCGCUUCCAGCUCGCUGCAGCUUUUGCACCCGCAGUACCAAUGCUGUUCAUCAUUUGGCUUUGUCCAGCAGAAUCUCCUCGUUGGUACUUGAAAAAGAACAAGUACCAAAAGGCCUUCGAAUCCUUCUGCCGACUUCGCAACACCGAACUCCAAGCCGCUCGUGAGCUCUACUUCGCACACGUCCAGAUCAUGGAAGAGAAAGAGGUCUUUACGGGCAAGACGUUCUUCAACCGGGCUUGGGAGUUGUUCUCCAUCCCUCGUCUGCGCAGAGCGACAAUAGCAUCAGCAUGGAUCGUCAUCAGUCAGCAGUUCUCUGGCAUCAACAUCAUGGCGUUCUACUCCUCCACCAUCUUCUCCGCGGCAGGCUACAGCAAAGAUGCUUCGUUGUGGGGUUCGUGGGGCUUCGGGUUGGUGACGUUGGUUUUCGCCUUGCCGGCUGUUUAUACCAUGGACACCUUCGGUCGACGCAACCUUCUCCUGCUCACAUUUCCCAACAUGGCCAUGUGUUUGCUCGGCGCUGGUCUCUGCUUCCUCUUGCCGGUUGGCGACAGUGCCCGUGUGCCACUCAUUGCCUUCUUCCUCUAUCUUUUCUCUGCACUUUAUGGACCGGGCAUUGGCCCGAUCCCGUCCAUCUACUUCUCCGAAGCCUUCCCACUCUCCCAUCGAGAGAUCGGCGCUGCUUUCACCAUCUGCGUCAACAAUGCCAUGGGCAGUGCACUGGGUUUGACGUUUCCCUCGCUUCUUGAUGCGAUUACUCCUACCGGUGCAUUCGGCUUUUACGCCGGUCUGAAUAUGGUCGCAUUCGUCGUCAUCUUCUUUGUCGUCAGAGAGACCAAGCAACUUACCCUCGAGGAACUUGACGAUGUGUUCAGCGUUUCGACAGCGAGACAUGCAUCGUACCAAGUUCGUGUCUGGCUGCCCUGGUGGAUCAAGCGGUGGAUCUUCUGGCAGCGGAAAGCCGUCCUUGAGCCGCUCUAUCGUCGGGAAACAAUCUAG
Zymoseptoria tritici IPO323 is the source of this 1809-nucleotide messenger RNA. RefSeq lists its product as uncharacterized. The coding region runs from base 1 to 1809 and encodes 602 amino acids. The record is from RefSeq and is a predicted model, not a curated record. NCBI's taxonomy places the organism in Eukaryota, Fungi, Ascomycota, Dothideomycetes, Mycosphaerellales, Mycosphaerellaceae. Gene Ontology annotation, biological process: transmembrane transport. Gene Ontology annotation, cellular component: membrane. Gene Ontology annotation, molecular function: myo-inositol:proton symporter activity. The transcript is spliced from 7 exons.